AUGAUCCAAGUGGAUAACUUCAAGCGGUCGUCACCUUCACCCUCGCGAUGUUCAGUGCGCAGCGACAGCCGCGUGUUUCGCCAGCCCCGGGUCAUACAGGUGAAUCGCGACGCCGCCACUAUGAUGGAUGACGAAGCCAACGCCGUCGAGGGGCCCAGCAGCUCCGAGGACACUGGCGUCACGCCCAACUGGGAUUCACGUUUAGGCCAUCAUGGGACACAGUUCCGUUCGCGUACCUUUAGCGACGGUUUUAUCAGAAACACAAGUCUUGAACUUCUCCUCGGCGUAGAAUGUGAGGCGUGUCUCGCACUCGCGGCUCAGCGUCAAUGUUUCAAUAAGCAAAUGUCUGAACACGAAUUUGAUUUGGUUUGUAACUGUAACGUGCAACAAAACAACUAUCUGAAUUAUCGUCGAGAUGUAGUAAAGCAAAGAGGACACACACUAAAUAUCUACGAUUUAGAAAGAAUUAAAAGAGACACCGGACGUAGCCACCUCGCGAGUGGAUCACACCGAAGUUUGGACAGAAAGCAUAGUAAAGCGCGGACCAUCGGGGUCUCAAAUUACAUCUCCAAGCAACUUAUAGCUUACGACCAAACAAAUACUUUAAUGCAAAAACUAAAAAGAAAGUUAUCCAAUCUGAAAAAAAUAGGCGGCGAGGCAAUAACAAAGAAACAUCAAAACGCGGUCCAACUGGCCGAGAUAACGUCGGCCUCGUCGAGCUCUCUCAAGAAACUAUCCAUGUUGUCUCUCGUUGAGAAGUCACAGCGGAAAAGUAACAGUCAAAGCGGAACGUUUUCAUCUUCGAGUAUGCAAUCGAAGGAUGAUCUAAAAAACUUUACAACCUACGCGAACUUUUCCUCGAAUGUGGAUCAAUGUUUUGAUAGAUUGAGAGAUUACAGCGACAGCGCUGAAACUAGUUCUGGUGGACAUAAAGUUUUGAAACUUAAAAAGUUUGAUUUAAACAACGAUAUUGUAUCCAGACAAUCUCCUGUUAGAGAGGUGAAGAAAUUCUCUACUCUAGAUAAUCGUAGUAGAUGCAGAAGUAUAAGAAGACAGAUGUCUUACAACGACUUUGCAAGUGAACGGUUUAGAGACAGGGUCACAGCGGAUUCUUGGUCGAGGGACGAUAAUGUGUUCGACUCGAGAAGUGCCAGUAAUGAUAUAAUCAUAAACGACGAUGGCCAGUCUUUUGUGAGCAUCGACAGGGGCUGCAGGAAUGUGCCGCGGCCUGUGCAGGCGCAAUGUACUUGCGAUUCGCGGCGAGACAAUAGGAUUCCUUCUAUAUUUUAUGAUACACACGGAAAAAAACGUACGGCGCCCGCUCCGGAUGUGACGGAGCGUGGUCAGAACGGGCGGGGUGCGGCGUGCGUCGCCUGCAAGGCGGGCCAGUGGCUGCCAACCGGGACCACCUCGACCACUAGCCACAGCUCAACAACCACUGCCAACUCUUCACGGUUCUCAGUAUGGCAUCGUCGAUGGUGUUGCGUUGCGAUCUUGGUGCUAGUAGCGGGUACUGCAUGUGUGGCCGGGCCGCUGGCGCUGCGGGCCCCGCCUGGCGCGCCCCUGCAUGAAAGACUACGCCUCGCUGAGCGGCUGCUACACGACACUCCAUUGAUAGACGGACACAAUGACUUACCUUGGAACAUACGAAAGUUUCUUCAUAAUCGAAUCAAAGAUUUCAGGUUUGACGAGGAUCUAAGAACUAUAGCGCCGUGGGCCACGAGCUCUUGGAGUCAUACGGAUCUGCCGAGACUCAAGCAAGGAAGAAUUUCAGCACAAUUCUGGGCAGCGUACGUGCCGUGCGACGCGCAGCACCGGGACGCCGUGCAACUGACCUUCGAGCAAAUAGACCUCAUACAGAGACUCACCGACAAGUACCAUCCACAACUCACGCUCUGCACGUCUGCUGAUGACAUAAUAGCUGCGCACACGAACCAUCGCCUCUGUUCGCUUGUGGGUGUGGAAGGUGGGCAUGCAAUCGGGGGCUCCCUCGGCGUGCUGCGAACCCUGUACCAAGUGGGCGUGCGCUACCUCACGCUGACGUCCACCUGCGACACUCCGUGGGCAGAGUGCGCCUCCGCCGACCGCACUGAUCCCUCACAAAGAGGUGGACUUACUCCCUUUGGCAAAGUGAUCGUGAAAGAGAUGAACCGCCUUGGCAUGCUGGUGGACCUCUCCCACGUAUCUGAACGCACGAUGCGCGACGCGCUGGCUGUGUCUCGUGCGCCCGUUCUCUUCUCGCACUCGUCAGCCCGAGCGCUCUGCAACGUGACACGCAACGUGCCCGACAGCGUGCUUCGCAUGCUCGCCAACAACAAAGGCCUCAUUAUGGUCAACUUCUAUACCUCAUUUCUCACCUGCAGCGAGUCUGCUACCGUGCAGGAUGCCAUAGCGCAUAUAAAUCACAUUCGUAGCAUAGCCGGCGUAGACAGCGUAGGCCUCGGCGCCGGUUACGAUGGAAUUAACUAUACACCGCAAGGUUUGGAGGACGUGUCGACGUACCCCAUGCUGUUCGCGGAACUGAUGGAAGACGGUUGGAGUAUAGAGGAGCUGAGGAAGCUUGCUGGACUGAACCUGCUGAGAGUGCUGGCGGCAGCGGAGCGUGUGGCGCGCGACCUCGCCGCCGACCACCUCGCACCUUAUGAGGACCCCUCGCCGCGCACACCAGACCCACACAACUGCUCUAGUCAAGAUUUAUAAAACCUUUUAAAAAGUAGUCGAAGCGAUCACACCGACUGCACAAGUGUAUCCCAAGCUUUAAUAUUUUACUAUACAUUUUUAUUAUCGAGUA
Papilio polytes (common Mormon) is the source of this 2791-nucleotide messenger RNA. RefSeq lists its product as uncharacterized. NCBI's taxonomy places the organism in Eukaryota, Metazoa, Arthropoda, Insecta, Lepidoptera, Papilionidae. The transcript is spliced from 9 exons. The record is from RefSeq and is a predicted model, not a curated record. Bases 1 to 2700 code for a protein of 899 amino acids. Gene Ontology annotation, molecular function: metallodipeptidase activity. Gene Ontology annotation, biological process: proteolysis.